AUGACUUACACCAACCUGGACGAAGACCGCGAAGCUCACACAAGUAGUGACUCAAUAAAGUCACCCAAUCACGCCGAGCAUUUCCUGAUUCGUCAACCACGGCGACCCUCACACACUGCGUCUGAAUACUCGAACUCGACGGGAAGCCACGCAUCUCUCACACGGCGCCCAAGGCAUGGCAAAAUCUCACGCAGGAGUUCUCUUGCUGGUAGCGACAUAGGAAAAAGGCCCAGAGCCUCGGUUGGAGUACGAAAAUUGAAUGCCGGUUAUGGUGCAACCUGGACGGAGCGUCACUCUCAAUAUCGUUCCACAGAUAAGGAUAACAGCACACUAGAAUCGAUACUGUACCGUCCAGGAUUAACAUUCACUCGGCACAUUGAUCGAAAAUCGACUAACCGAACAUCCACCAACAAAGCAUCUUCGACACAUGGCUCAAAUGAAUCCAUUUCUACGACUGACGAUACUCGACCAUCGGCAAAGGAGUGGUGGAAAAUGGCGCUAGAGAGAAUCGGUGCUUCUGUAAGAGCACUUCGAGCAUUUCAGAUUCGCAAAGCCCCGCUUGCUGAAGGGAUUGGCGCCCGGAAGGCUUUGGAAAGUGGGCAGUCUAGUCUGAUGGCUUCCAAAGUUGGUUUCAAGAUGUCCACCUACCGGAGACGACCAGAUAACGCGCAUCUGCACCUCAGUCCGACCCUCCUGGCAGCAUUAGCUAAAACCGCUGACCCAGACUCAUUGACGACUUCAGAUAUCGAUAAUCUAUUUCAUCUUACUAGUCUUGUGCCUGUAUUUGCCAAAUACGAUGAAGGCAUAAGAAGAGCACUGGCAAGAGUGAUUACAUAUGAAGUGUUUGAGGCAGGGAGAGUAGUAGUGAGGCAGGGUCAUGAGGCGCAGAAUUUCUAUCAUAUACUUUCUGGAGAGGUGGAGGUAACAAAGAAAGUAGAAGAUCGGGUCAUUGUCAUCAGUGUGCUGAAAGGAGGCGACAGUUUUGGUGAAACUUCUCUUCUCCGCAAUCAUCGACGAAGUGCGACCGUCACUACACUCACCACACCCACAGCCUUCCUACGAGUAGCAAAGUCCGAUUUUAAUGAGAUUCUUCAGCAUGAAACACAAGCGGAUGUUGACGCCAAAAUCGCGCUCAUUGGUAGUAUACCGCUGUUUGCAUGUUUGGCUCCAAGUGCUAUCAGGCAUUUAGCGGUGGUGAGUCGGACGAGAUCGCUUGCUAGCAACGAGGUUAUUGUUGCCGAAGGUGAAGUACCAGGCUUUUUAUUUAUUAUUAGAGAAGGCGCAUGCCGGGUGGUAAAAGCUGUCAAAUUCAAUAGAAUGUCUGAUAUACAUGGACGGAUUCGAAUACGACCUUACAUUCCCCCGCCUCCGCCAAUUAGGCAGAAGACCGCUCACAGUCUCAUAGUACAUUCGACGGCGGGUAGUCGGAUGCAUUCGCGCGGAAUGGCGGUAGAGAGAGGCACGUCCGGGUACCUGAUUCUUCCUCCCAUUGCCUCUAGCUCAACGGAGACGUCAAAGGCCAAGGAAAUGGGACAUGACCAACACAACCCUCCAGUUCCACUUCCUGCUCUCCCUUCAUCAAAGAAUCUUGUCAGUACAGGACCAUCUUCAAAGUUCACUACUCUUUUACUAAGUGCAACAACUCUUACCACCGGCGCCUGUAUCGGUGCAACCUCAGCUAUUCUCAGUCACUGUACUGGCCCUCAUCUACGCUUCCUACCGCCAACAGCGUCACCACGGUCUUCGUUCUCUCUCAUAACAUCUCGCCCAACGCGUGUUCUUCUCCUCUCCCGACCGGACUUUGCACGACUGUGUACCACUGAAAUGGCGGAAAUGAUUGGAAAGGAUGAAAAGGAAUGGCAAGCUACCUUGAGUCCAGAAGCGCUAGCAGAUGCGUGGAAGGUAGGGUACGCUUGGAAACGGUACAAGAAAAGAGUUUUUGACGAUGCUGAGGAACGUGUAGAGGAGGAAAAGCAGAGAAAGCUUUGGACUAUUAGUUAGCCAUCAAACGUAGAGUAGUUUCGUUUGGCUAGACUGUUCAUAGCUAAACAGAUGCCAGCCAGCGUGGAUAGAUUAGAAAGAUAAGCUUCAGACUGUGGCUCCACAGCAGUCUUCCUUCCAUGUGAAAUUUUAGACCCAGGAAGCACAAUUGUUCAAGACGUCGCAAAGGACACAUUGAAAU
This is a messenger RNA of Spizellomyces punctatus DAOM BR117, 2182 nucleotides long. RefSeq lists its product as uncharacterized. The coding region runs from base 1 to 2001 and encodes 666 amino acids. NCBI's taxonomy places the organism in Eukaryota, Fungi, Chytridiomycota, Chytridiomycetes, Spizellomycetales, Spizellomycetaceae. The record is from RefSeq and is a predicted model, not a curated record. The transcript has 5 exons.